ACAAUACUGCAUGACAGUAAAUCUUCUAUUUUUUGGUUUGAAUAAAAAUUCAUUACGUGAAUUAAAAAUCAAAAUGGAAUUCAUUUGUAAAGCCUGAAAACAUAACUAAUGAACAGAGGAAAUGUUAGUUUAGUGCCAGGAAUGCCUGCAUUGUUUAUUCUGGACCCUAUUUUGAAAUUGGAAUAAUUUGAACUUUGCACUAAAUUGGCCAAAUUACCAGUUUCCAUUCACUUUAUUUUGUAGUUGAAACAGUUGAGUUGGCAAUUUCUUGUGCUCAGUCGAUAGAAUAGAAGUAAUACUAGUAAAAUAGCUAAGAAUUUGGUUGACUGGAAUAAGGUAAUUGGCCUAAAAUGGGAGUCAAAGUCGGCAAAAUCACCAAUGCAUAAGUAUCGCCGACACAUCAAAAUUCGCAAGAGCGUAAUUUCGUCAAUUUUCCAUCAAAUUUCGUACUUUUUGUUUUAUUACCUUCAGAAAAAGAUUCUCUACCACUUCAUAAGAAAAAAUAAAAUUAUUUUUUGAAAAUUCUUGGACACUGGUGUGCACUUGGAAAUUUGGCCUCUGGACCCUGAAAGGAUUAAUAUCUGUACUGCUUUCUAAUGUAGCAGAAAAGCAAAUAUUAAAUUCAUUAUAUUUAUUUUUGUAUGUGAUGCACUCUAAAAUAUUUUCAUUUAUUUUUAGGUGUAAUGAAGCCCAGUUACUUUGGGUUAUUAUUGUGCUUGGAGUGCUCUGUACAAUAUUCAUGUUUUCAACAGCUCUUCUUCUUGUGAAACUGUUUUACCAAAGGAAGCCAAGUAUUCAUAAACAAGUGCCUGCACAUACUCCUCGAAAAGUGAAACGAUUUGGCCCCAAGAAGCAGUAUGGCUCUGGAAACAAGUCAUCACCUUGUUCAGAGUUGUCCAGUAAUGAUGGAGUGAGCAUUAAUAUUGAAGACUGCUGUCAGAUGACUAUGUGUGAAACUUUGAGCCUUGGUAAUUCACGUUAAUGUUUGGACGCUUCCCAGUACAAUUUAGAGACAGAGAGGUAAUGAUGCAUGCAUACAUACAUAUAUAAAUAUACAGGCAUACCUUGUUAGUUCCAAGAUUGCAGAACAUUUAGGAAGCAGGUUAAAUGGAGUUUCAAGACUCAAAGGUGAGGAAAAACAGUUUCAGGAAGAAAAAUAUUUAAUUCUUAAUUUGCAUACAAAUACAGCACACUUAUCUAAUAGAUAACCAUAUAUUUAACAAUCACUGUGUGUGUGUGUGUGUGUGUGUGUGUGUGUGUGUGUGUGUGUGUGUGUGUGUGUGUGUGUGUGUGUGUGUGUGUGUGUGUGUGUGUGUGUGUAGGAGAGAGAGAUUGAAAGUGUGAGGGCGAAAGUGUGAGGGUGAAAGUAAGUGUGAGGGCGAAAGUGUGAGGGGUGAAAGAGCGAGAGAGAGUGAGUGAGAGAGUGAGCGAGAGAGUGAGCGAGAGAUCGAGCGAGAGUGAGCGAGAGAGUGAGUGAGCGAGAGAGGGAGAGAGAGUGAGCAAGAGAGAGAGAGAGAGAAAGAGAGCACAAACAA
Cherax quadricarinatus is the source of this 1535-nucleotide messenger RNA. NCBI's taxonomy places the organism in Eukaryota, Metazoa, Arthropoda, Malacostraca, Decapoda, Parastacidae. The record is from RefSeq and is a predicted model, not a curated record.